Exophiala oligosperma is the source of this 2806-nucleotide messenger RNA. RefSeq lists its product as uncharacterized. The transcript is spliced from 2 exons. The record is from RefSeq and is a predicted model, not a curated record. Bases 1498 to 2178 code for a protein of 226 amino acids. NCBI's taxonomy places the organism in Eukaryota, Fungi, Ascomycota, Eurotiomycetes, Chaetothyriales, Herpotrichiellaceae.
ACAUUGCGAAUCUGCUGUUGAGAUUUGCAGGUCAAUGAUAUCUAUCAGUCGCACACGAAAAUUGCCAACCGAUACCGCAAUUCGCCAUAUUUAUAUAUAUAUGUGAAUAUUUGGUCAUUCCAUGAGUGGAGUUUGGCCUCGGAGCUGGCAUUCAUUCUGUGGCAGUUUAUGAGCGAGCGCCCUUCUCCGCUGGAGAAAUUCGGAACUCGAUUGUCUUUAUCUCGGAACUCAUCAUUCUCAGAUCUUCUCUUUCCGGCAGUCGACGGCGAUGGAUUCCCCUUCUCUGAGGUUGGUGAAUUUCGAGGAUUCCAGUGUAAGGUUGGGAGUAUGGCGCUGUGGACGAAUAUUUCUCUCGGCGCGCGUGAGUCACCAUGACUCAAUCUGAACGAUAUUCCUUUGGGAGUAGCAAACCCAGCAGGUAGGGGUCGCUUCGGUCGCAUCAUGGCUGGUAAAUGCCCGCCCAAAGGCCAGGCCGUGCCGUAGGAGUUAUCUUGACCAUGGACUUGGAGCAAUACAAAGAAUGGGAGAAGACUCUUGGGGGUUUUUUGUCUUACCUGGGAAGCGGUAUUGUUUUCCAGUCAAAACGAAUCUCGUCGCCGGUGUAAGUUGAAAACUCGGACCGUUUGGACUCGACAUGCACUUGCUAUCUGUCAAAGCUAUCGGCGACCUGAUCUUGAGCAGAGAGCGUCGCGUCUCCUUCACUGGCUGGGGCGCAGAACUUCGAACCAAGCAUCUGUGAGCUACGGCAGAUGACAAGAUGAGCCCCAUGGUCAAGAAGAACAAGAACCUAACGACGCGCCAUCAGUUUUUACAGCAAGACCACAAACAAGAAGCCCCUGGAGCGCAGACUCUGAAGGCGCGUUUGAAGGAAAAGCCAGCGGUCGAUAAAGAUGCUGGUGGUGCAGCAACUCACGGGCCUAUUGACGCGUUCGGGAUUGUUGCUGUUGAACGGGAGCACUUUCGAUAUUGAACGGUCAAAAGAUGACGCUCUCUGAGGCUCUCAUCCUUGAUACCGUCUGGAUAAUUCACCGCACCCGUGGCCUGAUGGGAUCGAGGGAGUUCAGGCUUCGAUCGUUGUCACUGAGGCACUGCCUGAGCUCACUUCGAUCAAAGGACACACCUUUCAUCAGCGUUUAUUGAAGAGCAUUGUCUUUGAUGUGGAUAUUGAUCUUUUCACACGUCACCCCUCUGAAAGGAUCACUCUGAGAGGCAGUGAUCGAGGGCGACACAGUGAAUGAAAGUACGGAGUCUGUGAAAUCUCUGCAGUAUCAACAACAAUGCCUGCACUCUUCAAUUCACUGCGUCGACUGCACCAGGCUUCUGCCACGUCCUUCUCAACUUCUCUUCCACUUCCACUUCCUCUUUUCCAUUUCCACGUUCGAAAGACACGCUUCGCUUGCUACAAACAUCUCGUCAACUUGCCCAAAGCGUUUCUUUCCUCUAUUUCCUCUGCUCUUCGAUCUUCCCUUUCCCUCCGAUAACAAACUUACCUCCAAAAUGAAGACCAGCCAGGUUUUCCGCAUUUCGGCCCAGACCAAGGGCGCGACCUUCACGAGCCGAAUCAGCCAUGGCAUUUCAAAGCCAUUUCGUGCUCCGCCAUCACCAAAAUGGGAUGGCAAGAUUAUGAAGAAGGUGGCUGCCGCCGCCAAGUCAUCAUUCCACCGCGUCCCCCUCUCCAACUCCCCAAUCCCGGCCUUCAAAAAGACAACCAGACAAUCCCCACGCCUGGACUUGGAGCGUUGCCUCGAGGCAUUCCAAGCGGUCGUGUGUGCACAGAAAGAGCGGGUUCACAGAAUUGAACCAGGAAAGGAGGCAGCAGCAGCUGUCUCGCCACCAACCAGCCCUUGCCCAUUUGGGCGCCCGGAGAUAUACUACUCUACAGGGCUUCAGGGUGGGGACUCCGUCUGGGCUUGUCCCUGCUUUCGACCAACCUCAAGGACGACGUCCUGGGGCGCAACAGACCACUUGAGACGCCAAGAGGCGAUCAAGGAAGGUCGGCCGUUUCAAUGGCCACCACUCCGGUACCCAGAACCGGAGGCCGUGCCUGAGGAUGAGAGGUGUGCCUAUUGUCGGGGAUGGGCAACGCCUAUGGAUAUCGAUGACCCAUUGGAGUUGCUUCCAACGCACUCCGUGGGCGCAGAGGACUUUGACUAUGGCGAUCCAAUGGACCUCGACUAAUGGACAAUAUGAGUCCACUCCUCGUGAGAAACGAGGAUCAACCGGGUUUAUGGAGGACCACCUGAGUUGAGCUAAAAGAAUGCUCACCAGGUAAUAGUCAGUCCCACCUCAGGCACGGGCAGGUCGAUGCAGGGACUCUCGAUGGGGGCAGGUUGGAGACGACGGACUCCUUCUGCAGGCAGGAGGAGUUCCAUGAGGACGGUGUCAUUGCCAAGAUCGGGAAGGUGCAGAACCGGGAAGGGGGUGUAGGAUAGCGAGGACAAGACUGAAGAAAGCUUGCAGCGAAAGAGGAGGUUGGUUGUCAGGAAUUCGUCGUUGCCAACGUCGGGCAGGUGGAUGGAUAUGGAUGGGAGGGUACUUGAGAGGAGCAGCAGGCUUCCUUGAAGGAGCAACGCUCAUCUUUCCCCUAGAAAGAGGAGGAAUCACAGGACAUCAUGGGAAGAUGAGGCAGGACCUCGGGGGGUUUGAAAGCUGUUGGGACAAAGGCAAUGGCGGGCUGGGAUGAUUCCAGGGUGAUUGAUGAAUCUUUCCGCUUUGAUUUUGGUUGGAGCAGUAUGUGGUCGACUGCCAGUAACAGCAACCAAAAGGGUCAACUAGAUUUGCAGACAAAAAGAAUGUCAUUGAUUCC